AUGCCCGACACGUUCCCCCGCUUGCCGCCAUCCGGCAUCAAGGUCAUCGUCGUCGGCGCGGGCUUCGCCGGCCUGGCCGCGGCCAUAGAGUGCGACCGCAAGGGCCACUCAGUGACGCUCUUCGAGAAAGUCACCGACAUAGACGACAUCAUGCGCAUCGGCGACAUCAUCAGCUUCGACCCCAACGGCUCCAAGGCCUUCGAGCGCUGGCCAGGCGUCGUCGACGCCAUGGAGGCCAUCGCCCGCCAGACCUCCUGGCUCGACCUGUACCACCACCAGGGCAGGUUCGUCACGCGCCAGUCGUUUGCCCACGAGAAGGCCUGGGGCCGGAGGAUUAACGGGCAUCGGGGCCAGCUGCACAACAUCAUCUAUCACCAUGCAGUGGACAGGGGGAUUGAUAUCCGGCUUGGGUGUAGAGUUGAGGAUUACUUUGAGACCGACUACCCUCCGCAGGCUGGCGUCGUGGUCAACGGGGAGCGGGUGGCGGCUGAUGUGGUAAUCGCUGCAGAAGGGGUGCGGUCGCGCGGGAGGAGAAUUGUGCUUGGCUUUGAUGAAAACCCAAAGUCGUCCGGCUACGCCGUGUACCGGGCCUGGUUCCCGGCAGACCGCAUCAGGGACAACCCCGUGAUCCGGCAUCUGGUGGCAAACGGCGACACGCACCAGGGUUUCAUUGGGCCCGAUAUUCACUUCCUCACGUCGAGCAUAAAGAACGGCACCGAGGUAAACUGGGUGUUUACACACAUCGAUGACGGGAACAUCGAGGAGAGCUGGCAGUUCCCGGGCAAGCCAGAGGAGGCGCUAAAGUACCUCGAGGGCUGGUGUCCUGUCGUGCAGGAACUUGUCAAGGCCACGCCCAACGGACGGCUGAUCGACCACAAGCUUGUGUAUCGCGACCCGUUGCCGACCUUCAUCUCACCCAAAGCUCGCAUCUGCCUGAUAGGGGACUCGGCGCAUCCGUUCCUGCCAACAUCCAUUCAGGGGGCCAGCCAGUCGAUCGAGGACGGUGUGGUGUUGGCGACGUGCUUGGAGCUGAGCGGGAGGAAGGACAUUCCAACGGCACUGCGGGCGUACGAAAAGCUGCGGUACGAACGGGUGCACCGCGCUCAGGCUAUGGGGCCGCAGACGAGGGAGCGGUGGCACAAAGCCGACUGGAACAAGGUGUGGAAGAACCCCGAGAUGAUCCACCUGGUCAGGGAGCCGUGGCUGCUCAACUUCGAUGCCGAGAGGGACGCCUAUGAGCGGUACGGGCAGGUCGUUGCCGAGCUGGAGCGGGUGGAGGCGCGGUUGUAG
This is a messenger RNA of Parathielavia appendiculata, 1290 nucleotides long. RefSeq names its product FAD/NAD(P)-binding domain-containing protein. The transcript has a single exon. Lineage: Eukaryota; Fungi; Ascomycota; Sordariomycetes; Sordariales; Chaetomiaceae. Gene Ontology annotation, molecular function: monooxygenase activity; FAD binding. The coding region runs from base 1 to 1290 and encodes 429 amino acids. The record is from RefSeq and is a predicted model, not a curated record.